UGGGCAAGUCCAGGGAGACCGAGGCCCUCCGCUGACCGCCCACACCCGCGCCCACUGAGGAGGGGCCACAGCGCGGGGAGCCGGGCUUCUGCCCGCACCCAUCGGAGGGGAGGUCCCAGAGGGGGCGGGCGGCUCCCCCCGCCGGCACACAAAAAUCGGGUGAUGGGGGAGGCGCUUCGCGGGCCGGAGUCCUACUUGUGGAGCGCAGCGCGAGCGCCGGCACCGAGCAGAGCGGGCAGGGCGCCUCCCCGCCGUCGCGUCCGCCCGACCCGCCCGCUGGGGACCGCAGCUCCGCGCUCGCUGGCUUUUCCUUCCAUCACAUCUGGAAGGGGACUGAGUGCCUGCAGCCGCGGAGAUUCCAGAUCAAAAUUGAAAAAAUGGUUGACCUCACUGAACUAAUGGAAAAUGAAGUAUUCAUGGCCUUUGCUUCCUAUACAACGAUUAUUCUUUCAAAAAUGAUGCUUAUGAGUACAGCAACUGCAUUCUUUAGAUUCAGAACAAAGGCUUUUGCCAACCCAGAAGACUGUGCAAACUUUGGCAAAGGAGAAAAUGCCAAGAAAUAUUUACGAACAGACGACAAAGUGGAACGUGUGCGAAGAGCUCACCUGAAUGACCUUGAAAAUAUUGUGCCAUUUCUUGGUAUUGGCCUUCUGUAUUCCUUGAGUGGUCCAGAUCUUUCUACGGCCAUCCUGCACUUCAGAUUCUUUGUUGGAGCACGGAUCUACCACACAAUCGCAUAUUUGACACCCCUUCCCCAGCCAAAUCGUGCUUUGGCUUUCUUUCUUGGAUAUGGAGUUACUUUUUCAAUGGCUUACAGGUUGUUGAAGAGUAGAUUGUACCUGUAAGGAGAAUCCUACGACUCAUCAUUCAGUUAAUUUCUAAGAAUUCUGUACUUCUAGUUUAUAAUGAUACUUUUUUUUCUUAGAUUUUAAGUGGGAAGGGAGCAGAGAAACUAAGAUGUGGCAAACAGUCUGAAUAUUAACAUCACAAAUAUCUUUGAAUCUUAUACUUUUACUGAAAUUUUAACAUAAUUUUUAAGCCUUUUGAUUUCUUCUUUAAGUGCCUUGUUAUAAAUUCAGAUUUUAACUUGUAGCAUUCAUUCAACAUUUAAUAUUUUAAAUCUGUUAAAAGGGUGAGUGCAUGCAUGACACACCUGUAUUGCAAUAUUGCUGAAACAGGCAUAGGAAAUAAAGAAUUUGAAGAAUA
Hyaena hyaena (striped hyena) is the source of this 1206-nucleotide messenger RNA. It is a transcript of the gene MGST1, whose product is annotated as microsomal glutathione S-transferase 1. The transcript is spliced from 5 exons. Lineage: Eukaryota; Metazoa; Chordata; Mammalia; Carnivora; Hyaenidae. Gene Ontology annotation, molecular function: glutathione transferase activity. Bases 378 to 845 code for a protein of 155 amino acids. The record is from RefSeq and is a predicted model, not a curated record. Gene Ontology annotation, cellular component: mitochondrion; membrane.